AUGAAGGGAUGUAAGGAAGAUGUUAAAUUUCGAGAUGCGGUUAAUAGAUAUGCAAAAUAUAGUAUAUACGAUGAACUUAAUAAGAAUAGCAUUGAUAAGAAUAUAAUAAAGAAGAUAUCGAUAUUAUAUGAUAUAUUUAAACAUAUAAAUAAGGUGUGUAAUAAUAAUACAAAUGAUUUUAUAUAUACUAAUGAUAUAAAAUAUUGUUUAAGAUAUGAUAAUUUUGUUCGUAUACGUUUCCAUAUAACUUCUAUAGAAAGAAAUCAAACUAAUAAUGUAGAUAAAAAUAAUUAUAAUUUUAUAGAAAAUUUAAAUAAUAUAAUAUCAAAUAUAUAUAAUCCAUUUUAUUAUGAUAAAUUUAUAAAUAAUGAAAUAAUAUGUGAUAAAGAAAAAUUAAAUAUCAUGUUAAAAUAUAUAAGAGAAAUUGAAAAUGCAUAUAUAUAUAAAUAUAGAAGUGAUCAUAAUAUAAAAUUAACAUUCGAUGUUUUUUCUCAUUCUUUUUAUAUAUUCCUUUCAUAUGAUUAUAAACAAAAAUUAUGUAUCAAAAAUUUUAACAAUAAAUAUAAUCAAUUACAAAAUAAUAAUAUAUAUGAAUACACACCUGCACAAAAAAUGUUACAAUUUAAUUCUUUAGGAACAAUAUUAACAACUAAUUUAUAUCAUCAAACAAAUCAUAAACAUUCAACAUCUAAUAAUUAUAAUUCCUUUGAAAAUGAAACACUACAAAAAAUUGUACCUUUCAUUUAUGAAUCAGAAAAUAUGAUUAAUCAUUUACAUACAAAAAAAACAUAUCCAAUACAAAAUAUCAAUAUAGAAAAUGAUUUCUUUAUAAAAAAUAAAAGUUAUCAACAUUAUAUGACCAAUUUAAUUAAGCUGCAAAAAUUAAAAGAUGAGCAUAAACGACUCAAAAAAAAUAUCCAGCACAAUUUUUUAUACUAA
Messenger RNA from Plasmodium adleri (nom. inval.), 939 nucleotides. Its product is annotated as conserved Plasmodium protein, unknown function. NCBI's taxonomy places the organism in Eukaryota, Apicomplexa, Aconoidasida, Haemosporida, Plasmodiidae. The record is from RefSeq and is a predicted model, not a curated record. The coding region runs from base 1 to 939 and encodes 312 amino acids. The transcript has a single exon.